UGCACAGCCAACCAUUUCAGCUCCUUGUUUCAAAAGACCUUGGGCUAUUUUGUGCUGCUCAACUCCCUUCACUCGCCCGUUCCAGCAAACAAGAGAUCCUAAGAGGAGGAUGAGGCAGCUAAGAGGAAAACCCAAAAAAGAGACCUCCAAAGAUAAAAAGGAGAGAAAACAGGCAAUGCAAGAGGCCCGGCAACAAAUCACCACCGUCGUGCUGCCCACGCUGGCUGUUGUAGUGCUGCUGAUUGUUGUAUUUGUUUAUGUAGCGACUCGUCCAAAUACAACUGAAUGAUGCAGCUUUUCAGACUCUCUAGCUUUGGGGUAUUAAUAAUUAUAUCAAGAGCCAAAAGGAACUCUCUGCCACUCUCUCAGUACUUUACAAAGGAACUUGCUGGUAUUUUCAGUCUGUCUCUUGGCUAAGGUCCCGCAGAUUCUCUUAGGAAUGUAACAUAAAACGUAUUAGUGAAUGUGCCAGUACGUUUUAUGGUCCAGUUCAUGUGCCUUUCAGACUUUUAAAAUGGUGUUUUUCUUAAAUCUGUUUGAAGCUCUAUAUUGUAAAAGGAAAUUGUGUUCUGCUAUAAAUUUGUAAAAAAUCAGCUUUCAGCUUUUAUCACUGUUACGGAUAAUGUUGCUCCCAUGAGCUCUUGUAUGUCUGUUUCAGAACUUCCAAAGAAGUACAUUUCUUCUUUGUACUUAAUGUCAUAUGAAGUGCUUUGAUUCAGAAAGGAUAUAUUUAUUUUUUGAAUAAAAGAGAGAAGUCUUACUUGGAAUCUUCAAGUUAUUUUGCAAAAAAUGUGACUUAUUGUGAAAGCCUACAUUGUGUAAUAAUUUUUUCAUUAAACACUAUAUAGUUCACUGAAAAA
Molecule: messenger RNA, 860 nt
Organism: Tauraco erythrolophus (red-crested turaco)
Lineage: Eukaryota; Metazoa; Chordata; Aves; Musophagiformes; Musophagidae
Source: RefSeq, a predicted model, not a curated record